CGCAGGCGUCUGCGGGACUAGCCCUCAGGCAAGUCCCGUUUCUCGCGAGUUUUUCGGGUGAGCCGUCGCUCUCUACCUGAGCAAGACCGGCGCCGAGAGACGUUUUUGCACAGGAGUGAGGAGAUGUCUCUUAAUGACGAGGGCUUUGUGGUGCGGAUUCGGGGCUUGCCCUGGUCCUGUACACAGGAGGAAGUGGCUAGCUUUUUCUCAGAUUGUGAAAUUGUGGGCGGGGUGAGCGGUGUGUGCUUUACCUAUUCUAAAGAGGGCAGGCCAAGUGGAGAAGCCUUCAUUGAGCUGAAAACAGCGGAUGACUUCAAGAAUGCUAUUGCUAAGGAUCGAAAGUACAUGGGCCAUCGCUACAUUGAAGUCUUUAAGUCGAAUCGCAGCGAGAUGGACUGGGUGCUGAAGCGCUGUGGCCCCAGCGACUACGACAGCUGCAGCGGCUGUAUGUUGCGCCUGCGGGGCCUGCCUUUCGGCUGCAGCAAGGAGGAGAUCGUGCAAUUCUUCGCAGGGUUGAAAAUCGUGCCAAAUGGGAUAACAUUGCCGAUGGACUACCAGGGGAGGAGCACGGGGGAGGCCUUCGUGCAGUUUGCCUCAAAGGAGAUAGCAGAAAAGGCUCUUGGGAAACACAAGGAAAGGAUAGGGCACAGGUACAUAGAAAUCUUCAAGAGCAGCAGGAACGAAAUCCGAGCCUAUUACGAGCUGCCCAGGAGGAUGAUGGGACAGCGGCCUGGGCCAUAUGACAGACCCGUCAUGGGUCGCGGGGGGUUUUUCGGGCCGGGGCCAGGAAGAGGCAGUGGCCUCCUGGACCAGAUGCGCAGUGGAGGGGGCUACAGUGGAGGCUACGGAGGGUUUGACAGCUACAAUGGCUUCAACAAUUACUGUUUUGGCAAUGGUAUGUUUGAGGACAGAGUCCGGGGCGACAGGGGGAGAGGUAAGGGUGCCUUCUUUCACGCAGGCCACUGGCGUGCCUGCUGCUGGCACGGCUCUGUCAUCAUAGCAACAAUCCUGUGUCCUAAUGCUUCUCGUAUGGCCUUAUGUGACCAUUGUUACCGCAGUAACGGUGCGAUGAUAGUGCGACUUCUUACCCCUGCAGGCGUAGGGGGGCAUGGCUAUGGGGGUAGCGAUUCUGGCUCUGGCUUCCACAGCGGACACUUUGUGCACAUGCGCGGUCUGCCCUUCCGUGCCACAGAGGCUGACAUUGCCAAUUUCUUCACGCCAUUGAACCCGAUUCGCGUGCACAUCGAUGUGGCGCCCAAUGGGAAGUCCACGGGUGAGGCCGAUGUUGAGUUUGCAUCGCACGAGGAUGCUGUGUCCGCCAUGUCUAAAGAUAAAAACCACAUGCAACAUCGUUACAUCGAGCUGUUCCUGAACUCUACAGCCAGCGGGGGAUCUGAAAUGGGCCGCAGUGGUGGUUUCUAUGGAAACUCUGGGGGCAUGGGGUCCAGAGGUGGUGGACUGAGGGGCAUGUUUUAGAUGAGGGUGACCUGAAGCCACCAAGUUCAACCAAAAGUUGAAGUUAACUUUUUCUUUUGUAUUUGGGAAUGUUUUUUUUCCAUAUGUUCAUAUGAAUUUUACGUUAGAUUUCCCAUUUUCAGAGUGGAAAUGAAAUAUAUUUGAUGUUACUUAGGUUAACCAGCUAUUGUAAAUUUUGCUCAUUAAAUUUUAUACAAAAUCUG
Messenger RNA from Paramormyrops kingsleyae, 1679 nucleotides. It is a transcript of the gene hnrnph3, whose product is annotated as heterogeneous nuclear ribonucleoprotein H3 (2H9). Lineage: Eukaryota; Metazoa; Chordata; Actinopteri; Osteoglossiformes; Mormyridae. The record is from RefSeq and is a predicted model, not a curated record. Gene Ontology annotation, molecular function: RNA binding.